Molecule: messenger RNA, 1818 nt
Organism: Mycena citricolor
Lineage: Eukaryota; Fungi; Basidiomycota; Agaricomycetes; Agaricales; Mycenaceae
Source: the annotation of a GenBank genome assembly
AUGCUUGAGUCCCCAGCACCUACACGUGCGGCCCGUAUUCUGCGUGAGCGAUGUCCGGCUUGUUUUGGCGACAUGAAUCACAGAGGUGGUGAUAUACAAAUGGGCGCUGAUGGCAACUGGAGUCUCCGACAUCUCUGUUCUGCAGGAGAUGGGCCCAAGCUUCCAUUUCAGCCAGCGUACUUUGUCUCUAAGGCUGAAGUUGAUUCUGUUCGCCAACGAAUCUUGGCUGCGCGAAAACAAAAGCCCCGCCGAAAUACGUCUCCAGUGUCUUUGCAUGUGAUAGAAGCGUGUCAGGAUUCGUUCGAAGCUGCUAACGACAAGAAGGAGAAGGCUGAUCCCAACCGCUAUGACUCAACUGGGGUCUUUGUCAUGACCUGCCGGCAUUCACAAGUCUUGUUUCUUGCCAAUAUUGACACCCCCGGGGAGCAGCAAUGCUACAUCAUUGCACUGUUGGAGAAGGUGGCAUCCUUACUUCCAAGAAACGCUACAAUUGUCCAGGCAUAUGAUAUUGGAUGUGUAGUCGAUCACUCCUGUCAUCUGUACCCGAUUCUUUCACCCUCUCUACAUCAGCGUGUUGCAUUUGUAAUUAACAUCAUGCACUCCUUUGCGCAUGAAUGGGAUUGUCAACUGGUCUACAGUCCACGAUUCUUCACAGGAAUGGGAAUAUCUGACAUGGAAGGGGUCGAAAGGUUUUGGUCUCGAAUGCGCAAGCUGAUUGGCAUGACCCGAACACAAUGGAGCUCACGGCGCAUAUGGAUCCUAGAUGGACACACAGAGUUCAUCAAUUCAGAAGGUUUGGAAGGCCUGGGUCACUGGCUCGAUCGACAACAAGAGAAGAAUCUUCUCCCCAAGCUAAAAAAGGCUGUCAAAGUUCUCCAGGACUGCCGUAUCUCCGACCAUGAGCUGCGAACACAAUGGAGGGAACAGAAGGCUGCGCGGAUGGCUCCGCGGAUUGGUCAGUUGUUAGCACUGAGAAAGGAGCUUGAUAAGGUCAUUGCGCUACAAAAUCAGAUUCAGACACUCGAGACCACGAUUGAAGACACAAAAAAGACAAUCUUGUCUGGCGGACCCUCAGCCGAGCUUCUCGUGCAUCUGGAUCGACUUGAGGACUCCCAUGCAAGCCUGAGUCAUCAGGCCGAUGCCUUGUAUAGCUCACUAAACAUCCGCAAAGACCUCCGCAAUUUGGCAGGAGUUCCCGCUGAGUUUGUCAAGACGUUGCUGAUCAUGCAUGAUCUCAAGAUCAACAUUCGAAAGCGUGCAGUGGGAUCCUUCUACGAGACUGAAAUGCUGGAUAGGGCAGUCGCUGGUCGAAGUGAAGCAUUAGGAACGAAGCUCUAUCAGGCGACACGUAAAGCACUGUCAAAGAGACAGCCUGUCCUUUACCGCCUGAUCAACCGUUUCAAUAGCCUCUGUGAACAAUUGGAGGAUGAGAUGCCCCCCCACUCCCUACUUCCUCUCCCAACCCAGCUCUCGACCAAAUUAUCAGUACUCAAAGCUGACCAAUCUCUUUUCGAGGAUAUCUGUGUUCUACCUACGGGGAACAAGAUCCCACGGUGGCUUGAUGACUCUGACAUCAGGGAUGGGAUCCAGAGUAUGCACAGUCUGGAUCGGUGUCGAGAGGAACUCUCCCGACUGAAUCUUGAGAGGGGAAACCUUGCAAAUGUACUAGAAGAAGAGCGAUCAAUUUGCCGCCAGAGCCUCCGCACUACCCAAGGUUUUUGUUCCAGAUUCCUGCCAUUCCAUUCGCUUAAGUGUUGCAGACCCUACACUUAUUUACCUGCUAAACGUCCACAUGGAUCGAAUAACGUUUCUAACUGA